Molecule: messenger RNA, 1222 nt
Organism: Vicia villosa (hairy vetch)
Lineage: Eukaryota; Viridiplantae; Streptophyta; Magnoliopsida; Fabales; Fabaceae
Product: dehydrin DHN2-like
Exons: 1
Coding region: 121-1032 (303 amino acids)
Biological process (GO): response to water
Source: RefSeq, a predicted model, not a curated record
AUUUCAUCAAUCACAAAACAAACCACAUUAUAACAUCGUCUCAAUCUUCCAUUACAAAAACAACCUUAAAAACCAAAACCAUUACAUCUUUCAGUUUGUUUGUGAAGAAUAUCAAUAACAAUGUCUCAAUAUCAAAACCAAUACGGUACUGAAACUCGUAAGACCGAUGAAUAUGGAAACCCAGUGAACCAAGUUGGUCAAUACGGCAACCCUAUUAGUGGCGGUGGAUUAACCGGUGAAGCUGGUAGACAACAUUUUGGAACUACCGGUGCAACUGGUCAUGGUCAUGGUCAACAACAUCAUGGAAGCACCAACGUUGGAAGUGGCUAUGGGACAGGAACGGGGUACGGUGGAACAGGAACAGGAACUACUGAGUAUGUGAGAGAGGAGCAUUAUGUGCAACAUGGUGGAGAUAAGAAAGGGGUUAUGGAUAAAAUUAAGGAGAAGAUUCCUGGUACUGAACAAUCAAGAACCAAUAUUGGUGGAACUGGGUAUGGAACAGGAACAGGAACCGGGUAUGGAACAACAGGUUAUGGAGCUAGUGGUGGUGGCAUGGGAAACACUCGUCAAGAGUAUGUGCGAGAGGAGCAUCAUGUUCAUCAUGGAGAUCAGCAACAUGGUGCAAGUGGUGGUGGCAUUGGAAGUCAAGAAUAUGUGAGAGAGGAGCGUCGUGUUAAUCUUGGAGACCAGAAACAUGGAGCUAUUGGUGGUGGCAUUGGAGGCACUGGUCAAGAGUAUAUGCGAGGGGAGCAUCAUGGUCAUCAUGGAGAUAAGCUACAUGGUGCUAGUGGUGGUGGCAUUGGAGGCACUGGACAAGAGUAUGUGAGAGAGGAGCAUCAUGGAGAUCAGAAACAUGGUGCUAGUGGUGGUGGCGUUGGAAACACUCGUCAAGAGUAUGUGAGAGAGGAGCGUCGUGGCAUUGGAAGUACUGGUGAAGAAGAGUAUGUGAGAGAGGAGCAUCGUGUUAAACAUGGAGAGAAGAAAGGGAUUAUGGAAAAGAUUAAGGAGAAGCUUCCUGGCAGUGGACACUAGAUCAUUGGAUACAUGCAUAUCUGGUUAAUAAUAAAUGUGUAUUUGGUGUAUUUUAAACUUUUUGUUUGAGUAAUUUGCUUCAUAUGUAAUGUGUUUUAAUUUGUUGCGUGGAUGUUUUUUUAUCAUGUCAUGUAGAAGUUAUAAUAAUGAUUAAUGAAUGAAUAAUGUAUAUAUGUUGAGUGGGUGUAUA